Molecule: messenger RNA, 2858 nt
Organism: Caenorhabditis angaria
Lineage: Eukaryota; Metazoa; Nematoda; Chromadorea; Rhabditida; Rhabditidae
Source: the annotation of a GenBank genome assembly
AUGGAAAGAUUGAAGAAUAGUUGCCGAUUUAUUCAUCGCGAAUAUCGGAAAACAAUUGAAUGGAGAUCGCCUUUGACUGGAUUGUAUUUGAUGGCUGUCAAUUCGGCUUUUUGGUGAGAUUUUUUGAGAUGCAUAGUGGUUCAAACAAAAUAAGAAGGGCCUUAUUUUUCUCCAAAACAAUGUUCUUAAUUUUUUUCUGAAAAAUCUUCUAUAUUAAAAAUUCUAGAGGAUUUUCUAUCCAGGUUCAAAGUUUUUUCUAAAAAAAAAGAAUAGUUUUACUCGAAAAUUUUAAUUUGUUUGUAAUUAGAAAAAAGUUUCCAAAAACCAGGAAAUUUCUAGAAUUUUCCUACAGAUAACAAUUUCAAAAAUCCCAAAUUCUUCAAUUUUUUUUCUCGUAAAAUUUUAUAAAAUUUUGGAAUUUUUCAGUUUUUCCUGUAGAUAGGCAGCCCAAGAAAUUUGAGCUUCAAAAUUGAAUUAUAAGUUGCCACAACUUAUAGUUUUUGAUUAAUUUUUGAAAUUUACAAAAGUUUUCCUUAUCCGAGUUUUUUCAGAGAUCUUAGAAGAUUUUCUGAAAAAUCAAAAUUAUUCCAGGGUUGGUGUGAUCUACUGCGAUCCCCGAAUCCAAGAAGCAAUUUUGGCAACAUCUUCUGCUUGUAUAUUUGCCUGGGAUAUUCUUCUCUCAUCAUCAAAUGAUCGAUCAAUUAUAACUCAUUUAUUCAUGUGGCCAUUCCAAUCAAUAUUUCGGGUAAGUACAAUUUUUUUUCAAUUUGCAUUAAAUAUCAAAUUCAUGAAUUUCAGACGUUUUCUGUUGGCGGAAGUCUAUACAGCAUUCAUUUAUUGAGAGCCGAUGAAAUUCGACUAGCUUGUUAUGCAGCUUAUGCAACUUGUGGGUUUUUUUAUGAAAAAAAAUGUAGAAUUCCAAUUUUUCAGUGGCUUGUCUCCUUGUAAAUCCAGUUUGGGAAUAUAAUGAAGUGAAUCAGAAAAUUGGGAAUACUUGUGAACGGACUGCAAAUCAUAUUGGACAAUGGGUUUAUGUGAGUUUUUCGAAAAGUUUGAUAUUAUUAAAAAAUAUUUAGCUACGAGGUCAAAUUGCUAAAAAAUCGAUGUAUUUUUUUUUGAAAAAAUUCACUGUUUUAAAAUUUAUAUAAAAUAAAAUUCACCAUUUUCCAAUAUUUUAAUAACUUAAAAGUAAAGAUCUUUUGCAAAAUUCGUGAAAUAUUGCUUUUUUUGAAAAAAGAAAAAAUUACUGUUUCAAUAUUUUUAAUUUAAAAAUUUUUAUAUUUGAAAAUUCGAGAUUGUUGAAUGUUAACAGAAUUACCGCAGCAAAAACAUCACCGAAAUUCAUAAAUAUUGCUGGGAUUUUCAGAGCUUUAAACUAAGCAUCUAUAAAUAUUGAAAAUCAACCUUGAGCUGAAUUCUGACCUUUCUCACUGUAUAAAACUCUAAAUGUUUCCAGUAUCUCAUCAUCAACCCAAUCAUCACAGUUUACGAAUAUACAAAAUAUAUUGUAUUAUUUCGAUGGGUUCCUCGUAAGUUUUCCCCUUUUUCCUCUGUCCCCCCAAUAAUCUCAAUUUUUCCAGCUCUUUUCGCAUAUCUCAAACACUUUGUCUUCAAUUUCCGCGAAUCUUGCCGUGAACUUGCCACAAAUUGUCGAAAUUGGAUACAGAGAGCCAUAGUUGAGAGGACUAAAUAUUGCUAUAAACAAAUCAAGGAGUUUUUGAGAUAUUGGUUUUGUGCUCAUUGGUGGCCGGGGCUCAAAAAAUGGACAAAAAUUAAUGUGAGUAGAAAAAUGAUGUGUUCCUUUUUCCGAAAUGAGAUAACCCAAAUAAAAACAACCGGUUUUUCGGAUAUUUACCUCUCCCCUCUCUCUCUCCUCUUUUAUUCUUCAUUAUUAUUUUUUUUUGCAGAUUGGUCAACCACUUUUGUAUGCUUUCGAUUAUGUUUGUGGAGUUUUGGUGUAUAUUUUCUGCUGUCAUUGGGUUCCACCAAUUUGGCGAUUCUUUGUGAGACAAAUGAAGAAAUUGGGCGCAGUUUUGCAUUAUUAUAUUGUUGAACCGAUUAAAAUGUGAGUGUUUUUUGGGAGGAUUUGGGGUAAAUUCCUGAGAACCUAGAAAUUUCGAUUCGCACGAACUCUAGGUGAUUUUUUGGCCAGAAAAUUAAUUUUUGUUCGAAAAACUUAUAAUGAAAUAUAAUGUAGACUUAAAACCCCCAACUUUAUUUUUUUUUGAAGAUAUUUGUUGCGACAAUUCGAAAGAUUCCGAAAUUGGCUCCGCGCAACUCUUCACCGAAUCGCAAUCGCAAUUCGCGACUCAAUUCUCUGGCCAGUUUGUCUUCUCGUCGUCGAAACCGCCAAACAAAUCUCUCUCGUCAUUUAUUCAACACUUUUGGAGCCGAUUCUCAUGUAUCUACACGGAAGAUAUAAAAUCAUCGAAACCAGUGCUCUUAUCUAUAUUUUGGGUCCAGUUUGUGAGACAGUUAUCGAAAAUAUUCCCGAAAAGAAUCCAUUUUGUGAUGAGAGUGAUGUGGAAUUUGAGGGAUUCUUACCCGAAGUGAAUGCUGAUGAAGAUUUAGAUGAAAAUUAUGAAGAAGAAGAUGUUGUUGUAUCUUCCGCACCUUCUUCGCCAAUUCCAGAAGAAGAAUUCGAAUUUGAAAGAGGUCUUCAAUUCUCAGCGAUUAAUGGAUCGGAAUCUAGCGAUGAUGAGUUUGAUCUACAUCAUGCUCCAAAAGUAAGCUCAUAAAUCAACCCUAUUUCUUAUACAUAAUAAUAAUUUUUCCAGAAAACCGAAAAAGUGCUGCGAAAACGUCGGCCAGCUGCAAAUGUCGCCCAAGCUGAUGACGAGUAUGAAAUUUUGCAAUAA